This is a messenger RNA of Sporothrix schenckii 1099-18, 1275 nucleotides long. RefSeq names its product apoptosis-inducing factor (AIF)-like mitochondrion-associated inducer of death 1. The record is from RefSeq and is a predicted model, not a curated record. The transcript has 5 exons. NCBI's taxonomy places the organism in Eukaryota, Fungi, Ascomycota, Sordariomycetes, Ophiostomatales, Ophiostomataceae. Gene Ontology annotation, cellular component: cytoplasm. Bases 1 to 1275 code for a protein of 424 amino acids. Gene Ontology annotation, molecular function: flavin adenine dinucleotide binding; electron-transferring-flavoprotein dehydrogenase activity.
AUGGGCUCAGCAUUGCAUACCAACGACGCUUCGGCACCUUUCAAGAUACUGGUUGUGGGCGGUUCCUAUGGCGGAUUGGCCGCCGCCCUCAACCUGUCCGAUCUGUGUCUCGGCAAGGCAGCGCAUGCUGCUGCCGGCUACGUUGGCCAAGAUGCCUUCCCAGAGGAGACUGAGCCCAUCCACGCUGAGAUCACGAUUGUUGACGAACGUGAUGGUUUUUACCACCUUAUUGGCUCCCCUCUCGUUUUCGCCAACAAGGUCUACGCGGACAAGGCCUGGGUCCUGUACAAGGACAUCCUCGCGCUACAGACGUCUCCCAACAUCAAGACCAUCCACGGCAGCGUUACCAGCGUCGAAAUGGCUAGCAAGACUGCCACCAUUGCUGCGGCGGCGGCAGCCGGCGGCGCCACCAGUACUGUUAGUUUUGACUUCAUCAUUGUCGCCGCGGGUCUGCGCCGUGCGUUCCCCGUCGUGCCUCAGUCGCCCGACAAAGCCUCGUACCUCGCCGAGGUAAACCCGCACAUUGAAGCCGUGUCAACAGCCCAGGAUGGCGUGCUUGUUGUCGGCGGCGGUGCUGUCGGCAUCGAGAUGGCCGCCGAGCUCAAGUUGGCACAGCCCCACGUCAAAGUCACCCUGGCCCAUUCACGGUCGCGUCUCCUGUCGUCGGAGCCGCUGCCCGAUAACCUGGCCGAAAAGACGCUGGACAUUUUGAAAGAGAACGGUGUGGGGGUAGUGUUGGAGCACCGUCUGCAGGAGACGCGCGAGCUCGACGGAGGUGUCAAGGAGGUCGUCUUCACUAAUGGCCACACUCUACGUGUCAAUGCCGUCGUGUUCGCCAUCUCCAAGAGCCAGCCGUCUACGAGCUUCCUGCCUGCCGCAGCCCUCAACGAGGAAGGCUACAUCAAGAUCCAGCCAAACCUCUUCUUCCCCCCCGAGGUUCCCAACUAUGACUGCGCGUUGGCUGGCGGCGACAUUGUCAAGUGGUCCGGCAUCAAGCGCUGUGGCGGCGCUAUGCACAUGGGCUACUAUAUGGCCCGCAACGCCCACGAGCGCAUGCGGGAGCUGGUCUUUGGCGCCCCUCCCCAGUACCAGACCCUUAAGCCCGUUCCAGCUAUGAUUGCCAUCGCCCUGGGCCACAAUGCCCUCGCUUUCCAGACUGGUGGCGAGCUUCAGUUUGGCAAAGAUGUGGCCGACCGAUACUUUGCCGAGGAUGUUGGUUUCGAGAUUUGCUGGAAAAUCAUGGGUCUCGGCGCCAGGUCGGGGGUAAACGUAUAA